Lotus japonicus is the source of this 2557-nucleotide messenger RNA. Its product is annotated as probable receptor-like protein kinase At5g20050. Gene Ontology annotation, molecular function: protein kinase activity; ATP binding. Lineage: Eukaryota; Viridiplantae; Streptophyta; Magnoliopsida; Fabales; Fabaceae. The coding region runs from base 1077 to 2432 and encodes 451 amino acids. The record is from RefSeq and is a predicted model, not a curated record. Gene Ontology annotation, biological process: protein phosphorylation. The transcript has a single exon.
AUAUGGGGAGGGUAAUAUUUGUUGCUUAGGAAAAUCUGCUCUUUCCUAGAAUACAUACAACAUUAUAGCAUCAAUAAACAUCCCCUUGAUACUUGAUUGAAAACUUGUUUCUUGAUAGAUUUGUAUAUACCAGAGCUAAAUUGUUCAGACUCCUUGAAAAUUGCUUAGUCUAGGUGUGAGCGAAAGAGUCUACGAAGUUAAUCUUACUGCCCCCAAUUGCCAAAAUAACAGUGUUGCUAAGAAACCAUAAAAAAAAAUUCUGCUAGGACCUGUGGGUGGUAAUGUGUUGAGAAUCCAGCAUCUGUUUUCUACAAGUCGUUCAAAUGCAUUGUCUACCUGUUGCGAAUCCAGCGUCAACCUAGUGUCAGCUGUCAAGCCAUUGUGAUCCCAGCGUAGUUUUCCUAUCAGUUGAAAGUGCACUGUCUUAACUCAUCACUUACUUUAAAGUUUAUUUUGAUCUAGCAUCGUGUUUGUGUUCCAAUUUCUAACUUGUUAUAAUCUGUUCUCUCCAUUGUACUUUGUAGAUUUUUGAAAUGUUCUUGCUUCAUUGUGGUCUUAACAUACUUGGUUGAAUGUUGCACAUGUUUAUCUUAAUUUUUCAAAAAAAUAACAUAUAAGUGUCGUUGACUUAUAUGUGCAAGAGUGGUUGACAGAAAUACACAUGUUAAAUAUCAAUUAUUUAUGAUUCAUUCACACCUCGACUUCAUUUCCACUCUAUUUUCUAUUUACUUUCUCUCUUUUUUCAAUUAUGUCACUUAUUACAUCUCUAACUUCAUCUUCUCUCCACUCCAUUCCAAUUUUUAAGAAUUGUGGAUAAGAUUUAUCCAAUAUCAAUUGUGGCUGGAUAUAUACUCCACCUUUUGGUGAACCUGAACGAGGAAGGAACCAGUCUCUACAAUUGUUGUCAGCUCAAUAUUCAAAUAAAAAUUACACAUCAUUUACUGCAAUCACAAGCUAAACUGUUUGAACUUAUCAACUCGUCGUUUGUGAGAUUACAAUAGUUGAAGGAAGAACGAAGAUGGUCUUUUAUUUCCUUCCUUCCAAUCUUUACGACAAAAACUAAAAAUGAAGUUUUAAUGGAAGAUAGGAGAGUGAAUAUAGUUGCUUCUAUAUCAGUGAUCACACUGAUAUGUAUCAUAAUUUUCGCUCGUGUCUUGUUGAAGCUCUCAAGGGCUUUCUUCCUCAUUUGUGGCGCAGGAGUUUCUGUGAUUCUUGCUGUUCUUGUUUGGCUACUCCUGCGCUUAAGCUACAACCGCAGAAGGAGGUUGUUGGAAUCACAGUUAAUUUUCGAAGGCCAAGAGCUUCGAACAGAGUAUAGUUUCUUGCGGAAGGUUGCAGGGGUUCCCACAAAAUUCAAAUUCAAAGAGCUUGAAGAAGCCACAGAUGGGUUUCAGUCACUUGUUGGAAAAGGCUCAUCAGCUUCAGUUUUCAAAGGCGUUCUCAGUGAUGGCACUUCAAUUGCUGUGAAACGAAUCAAUGCACUAGGAAACAGAGGAGAGAAGGAGUUCAGAUCAGAAGUUGCAGCCAUCGCUAGCGUGCAUCAUGUGAAUCUCGUGAGGCUUUUGGGCUAUUGUAAUGCUCCUUCAGCACCAAGGUACCUUGUUUAUGAGUUCAUCUCAAACGGGUCUUUGGAUUGUUGGAUCUUUCCAAAAAAGGAAAAUCAAAGUCAUGGUGGUAGGUGCUUGUCAUGGAACUUGAGGUAUAAAGUUGCAAUUGAUGUUGCUAAGGGACUGGCUUACCUUCACCAUGAUUGCAGAUCAAGGAUCUUACACCUUGAUAUAAAGCCAGAAAAUAUACUCUUGGAUGAGACUUAUAGAGGGAUGGUUUCUGAUUUUGGUCUCUCCAAGCUUAUUGGUAAGGAUGAAAACAAAGUGGUAUCUACAAUCAGAGGAACAAGAGGGUACUUGGCUCCUGAGUGGCUCUUGGAACAAGGUAUAUCAGAUAAAACUGAUGUCUAUAGUUAUGGGAUGGUUCUCUUGGAAAUUAUUGGAGGCAGGAAAAAUAUGUGCUUAGUAAAAGAUGAAAAGGACGUCGAGUCUAGAAGAAAAUGGCAACACUUUCCAAAGAUUGUGAAUGAGAAAGUGAGGGAAGGUAAGUUCAUGGAAAUUGUUGACCAUAGGUUGAUGGCAUGCGAGGGUGUUGAUGAGAGGGAGGUAAGAACAUUGGUUUUUGUUGCUCUGUGGUGCGUGCAAGAAAGGCCAAGGUUGAGGCCUAACAUGGUUCAAGUGGUUGAUAUGCUUGAAGGGCGCGUGAGGGUGGAGGAGCCACCAGAUACCAGAAUGAUUCAUCUGGAUUUGCUCAACGUGGAUGAAGAGAGUACAGCAAAUUGUAACAACAUGCCAAGGUUGUUGGACUCCAUGUCGAGUCAAAGAACACAUAGUAUUGUGGAUUGUACAUCUACUUAUAAUUCGUUCAUUAUGUCCGGAAGAUAGUUCUUAGCUAGCUAGCUAGCUACUCUGGCUUUAGGAGCGGAUUAUUAUUUAUUUGUUAUUAUGUUUCUUGUUUUCUCUUAUGAUUUCUCUGGGCUUGUUAAAUGACACAAAUAUGAGUUAAAUUA